GCCCAUUCAUCUCUGCACUUGGGCGUUGGACUCCGCAUCUUAUUAGCAACAAGGGAAAUUUCUCCAUUUUGCAGCCUGUCUACAGCGACACGGCCACCAAUCUGGGAUUUUAUUACUUCUCCUCACCUGCCAGCUUUUCCUGCUAUUUUAAAAAAAAUCCUCCUCACUCUACCUGGACUUUGCUUUACAUUUUUCUUUGUGAACUUUUUCCCCUGCGCAGAGAGAGUGGGAGACAGCAGCGAAGAGCUUUGCGUUUCAACAAAGAGGCUUGUGGGUCUUUGUUCGUUUUUUGGAUCAGUUGAGUUUCUUUGUUGGAGCGAAAAGCAUGGGAGCGCAAUUGUCCAAGACAGCUGGAAAGGCUGAAACCGCGGCUGAAAAGCCAGGAGAGGCUGUUUCUUCACCCACCAAGACCAAUGGACAGGAAAACGGACAUGUCAAAGCGAAUGGGGAUGCCUCUCCUGCAGCAGCUGAGAAUGGCAAAGAGGAGGUGCAGGCCAACGGCAGCGCCACGGCAGAGGAGAGCCCCAAGGAGGAGGCCGAGAAGGCCGAGGCUGCCCCCGUUGAGGUGGAGGCUGCAGAUGGGGAGAAGGUAGAGGCGGCAUCUCCUGCGCCUGCUGAGGGAGAGGCAGCGAAGGCAGAGGACGCUGCCGCACCUUCCACCAGCAAUGAGACGCCCAAGAAGAAGAAAAAGAAGUUCUCCUUCAAGAAGUCAUUCAAGCUCAGUGGUUUUUCUUUCAAGAAGACCAAAAAGGAGACGGGAGACGGGGCUGAGAAUGAGGAGGCGGCUGCGGCCGCAGCGUCCACAGAGGAGGCCAAGGCCGAGGGCGCGCAGGAAGUGGCGGCUGCUAGUGAGGAGGCCAAGCCUGCUGAGGAGGAGGCUGCACCUGCUGCGGAGCAGGCCGAGGAGGAGGUAGAAGCCAAGCCAGAGGCGGCAGCACCAGCAGAGAAACCUGCUGAGGAGGCCAAGGAGGCUGCUCCUGCAGAGGAGCCAAAGGCAGAGGAGAAGCCGGCCGAGCCUGCAGCUGAGGAGGAGCCCAAAACAGAGGAGGCCACCCCGGCCUCACAGGAAGCAGCAUCAGCGGAGGCUCCAGCUGCAGCUGCUGAGGCUGCUGAAUAAGUUUGGAGAGGGGAAGAAAUUAAAAAAAAAAAAAGGAGAAAAAAAGAUAAUCAAAGAACAUUUCCCUGUUUGUAUGUUGGAGUGAUGCCAGAUCUUGGCUUUGAAGAACUUGUCUACAACCAGGGAUAUUUUAAAGCUUUUCUUUAUUUUUGAUUUUUGGUUUCCAUUCCCCCUCACACAAAACCCAUCUCAGUCCAUUGUUACGUCACAUUCCAGUGGGCUAGGAAGGUGGGUGGCUUCAAUAUGUACAACAGAUUAAAUACUUCCACACUCUGCCAUAUAUUUUUCAUCAGUAUUAAGUUUUUGUUUUGUUUUGUUUUUUUUUGUUUUGAAUUUUUAUACAAAAUGUAAGCAAAAUGGUAUGGACAUGCCCGUGGUAUGAAGGAGACGGGGGUUGAGCUGUAAAUGAAGGGGGGAGGUGAGUUCAGGGAGGGAGGGAGUAAGGGGCCUGGGAAAUGUGCCGCAGACUAUGAUGAAAAGAAUAGUCCGCAAAACUAUGAGACCAACAUCUAUAUACACCAUACAAUUUACAACACUAAGUCAUUUUCAUGAUGAGCCGACAAAAGAAUCCCAGAGUUAGGUCUUUAGGAAGUCAUAUAAACUCAUAGACGCUUUUCACUUCUCAUUAGCUGUACCAGUCAGUGAUUCGGUAGAAAUACAACUUGUAUAGGCUUUAUUGUUUAUUGUUGGUUUUAUGACCUUAAUAAAAAUGUAAGUAUGUAUAGGCGGGGUGUUUUUAACUGUGAUUAUUGUACAAAAUGAAAUCUUGAUCUCAAGAAGCACAUGAAGUUUGCAGCUCUUUUUUCCACCCGCUCAUUUUUGUAAGAUAACAACACACAAAAAAAGUCAUCCCAAAAGACCUUCUUAAGCAAUUUUGAACUCAAAAACCAAGCUGUGAUAAGUGGAAUGGUUAACUGUUUAUAUACUGUGGUAUGUUUUUUGAUUACAGCAAGCAAUGCUUUUUCAGUGGUCUUUGACAGAAUUUAAGGAACCUAUCAGAUGCAAAUGUUUGUGUAGCAUCUUGUCUCUCUUUCUCUCUCUCUCUCUCUCUCUUUCUCUUUUUCUUUUGUAAAUAGUGGAGAAGCUUUGACCAAUUUGACUUAGAGAUGGAAUGUAACUUUGCUUACAAAAAAUGCUAUUAAACUCCUCUGCUUAAGGUGUUCUAAUUUUCUGUGAGCACACUAAAAGCAAAAAUAAAUGUGAAUAAAAUUUGA
This is a messenger RNA of Xiphias gladius (swordfish), 2331 nucleotides long. It is a transcript of the gene marcksa, whose product is annotated as myristoylated alanine-rich protein kinase C substrate a. The transcript has 2 exons. Gene Ontology annotation, molecular function: calmodulin binding; actin filament binding. Gene Ontology annotation, cellular component: actin filament bundle; cytoplasm; plasma membrane. Gene Ontology annotation, biological process: central nervous system development; actin filament organization. NCBI's taxonomy places the organism in Eukaryota, Metazoa, Chordata, Actinopteri, Istiophoriformes, Xiphiidae. The coding region runs from base 326 to 1117 and encodes 263 amino acids. The record is from RefSeq and is a predicted model, not a curated record.